Messenger RNA from Auxenochlorella protothecoides, 213 nucleotides. RefSeq lists its product as hypothetical. NCBI's taxonomy places the organism in Eukaryota, Viridiplantae, Chlorophyta, Trebouxiophyceae, Chlorellales, Chlorellaceae. The transcript has a single exon. The record is from RefSeq and is a predicted model, not a curated record. Bases 1 to 213 code for a protein of 70 amino acids.
AUGCCCCAGCAGGCGGGGCGCCCGACCUCCCCGGCCCCGCGGCCCUCCCCCGCCUUGGCCAGUGCAGUGGGCACAGCGCUGCAAGGCAGGGGAGGGCCACGGAGGGGGAAAGGAAGGGUGCCGCGCCCACCGGAGGCAUUUGCGCAGGGGUGUGCUCGAGCAACGCAGGCCAGCGAGCUGGGCCUGGGGAGGGCGAGCCCCCGUCCCCAGUGA